Molecule: messenger RNA, 1875 nt
Organism: Zingiber officinale
Lineage: Eukaryota; Viridiplantae; Streptophyta; Magnoliopsida; Zingiberales; Zingiberaceae
Product: zinc finger MYM-type protein 1-like
Exons: 4
Coding region: 1-1875 (624 amino acids)
Source: RefSeq, a predicted model, not a curated record
AUGACAAGCCCGCACAGAAGGGCGACGGUGGAGCCGGGGAACCUCUUGACGAGAAACUGGAACUCGCUGUGGGAGGAUGUGAAGGAUGGCGGGCAUGCGAUGGCGAGAAAGGCGGGCUUUUCGUCUCAGGGACGCGGAGCUGGAUGUACUGACGAUGAGGCUGAGGGGCAUCUGGGUCCAGGGAUUAUCAGUCCGAUUCUACAAAAGUUUUUCAUCGGCCACAAGGGUAAAUCGGGAAGCACUGCCAGUCCAGAAGUUCAACAUCUUUUGGAAUUGAACCACGAGUACUUAGAGAGGAGAGCUGAGAGCAUAUUGGAUAUUGUUGAUUGUUCCACUAGCAUCACAUUGGUCAAUGAAGGAUUUGACAAUUGGAAAAGGGUAAAUCAAGGAAAAACAUGUGCAUUUCUUGCACAUAUUGGUUCUGCAGCUUCUUCGCCUCAUACUAUGUGCGAGAGAAAGGCUGAAAAUUUGAUGAGACCCUCGCAACAUAUUGAUAAUGUCAUGCAUGCCCAAUCUAAAGAGGAAAAAGAAAAAAAUCGUUUGCGUUUGCGGACCUCAAUUGUCACUGUUCGCUGGCUAGCUCUUCAAGGGUGUGCCUUUAGAGGUAAUGAUGAAUCUCUAUCUUCAUCUAAUCAUGGGAAUUUUCUUGAAUUAGUAAAGGCUUUUGCAAAAAUGAGUACAGAAAUUGAUGAAGUUGUACUUGAGAAUGCUCCAAAAAAUGCUCAAUAUAUUGCUCCAGAAAUUCAGAAAGAGAUUUUACAUAUUAUGGCUAAUAGAGUACGAAAGAUGGUUCGUGAAGAAGUUAGUGAUAAAUGUUUCUGUAUUCUUGUUGAUGAAGCACGAGAUAUAUCUAAACGAGAGCAAAUGACCAUUAUCUUGAGGUUUGUGAAUAAUUAUGGGAUUUUGACAGAAAGAUUUUUUGCCAUUAAAAGUGUUAGCGAUAGUACCUCAUUGAACCUGAAAAAAGAAAUAUCAAAUGUUCUUGUUCAUCAUGACCUACAAGUUAAGAAAAUCAGAGGCCAAGGAUAUGAUGGUGCUAGCAAUAUGCGUGGCGCAUGGAAUGGACUUCAGGCAUUAUUUCUCAGAGAUUGUCCCUAUGCAUACUAUGUCCAUUGCUUUGCCCAUCGAUUACAACUCACAUUAGUUUCUGCAACCAAGGAUGUCAGUGUUAUUUGGGAAUUCUUUUCUCAUUUGGAUAAUAUAGUAAAUAUUGUUACUUCUUAUACUAAACGCAUUGCUGAGUUACAUACUGCACAGAGAAUUGAAAUCGAGCAUAUGUUGGCAAUUGGAGAACGUGAUUCUGGAAGUGGGGCUAAUCAGAUUGGUAAUUUGCAUCGAGCGGGAGCUACUCGUUGGAGUUCUCACUAUGACUCAGUAAAAAGCUUGAUAGGUAUGUAUGCUGCAAUUUGCAAAGUUUUUGAAGUUCUUAGUGACCAUUCUCCAAAUGGAAGGGCUAAGGCUGAAGUUCGAGGGAUUUAUAGAAAUAUGGCAAGUUUUGAAUUUGUGUUCAUUUUGCAUUUAAUGCAUAAAAUUAUGAGAACAAUAGAUACUCUUUGUCAAAUUCUUCAAAGAAAAUCUCAAGAUAUUUUGUCUGCUGUUACAUUUGUCUCUACUACCAAAACUAUCCUUCAAGAACUUAGAGAAUGCGGGUGGGAAGAAUUUCUUCAUGAAGUGAAAGUUUUUUGUACGAGAAAUGAAAUUGAUGUGCCUGACUUUGAUUGUCUAUAUAAGAUUGGUCGUUCCCGUCAGCAAACUACAGUUGAACAUCAUUACCACUUUGAUGUUUUUAAUGCAGCAAUAGAUUUUAUCUUGGUGGAGUUAAAUACUCGAUUUAAUGAGUCAUCGUGGAACUUAUUUCUCUUAGUACCGCUUUAG